AUACUUUAACUACAUGUACUUUAACAUGUAAAACUUCAUACACUAGAGUAUCAAAAUUGGCGACAGGUUCAUUUCUAAUGUUUUGAAACGUUGGCCUAUGGUUGAAAAGUUUUAUCGCACAUCUUGUGUUUGAAUUUAUUUGUGUUUCAGUGUUAAUUUUAACUUCUAAGGUUGAUAAACUUUUGGAUCUAGCUUUAUUUCUUUCAUAUUUCACAAGAAAUAUACUUGGAACGAUUUGAACAAAAAGGUUUUAACAUUUAAACAGUAACAAAAUGGCAACAGGUUCAUUGUCUUCGGAUCCAAAACGUUUGCGUAUGGUUGAAGACUUUUCUUGCACACGUUGUUUAGAGCAGAAUCUUACGGAAUCUGCAGACAUAUAUUGUGAAAAAUGUUUAAGGUUUUAUUGUAAAAAAUGUGUUAUCCUGCAUAGUCAGUUUUUUACAAAACAUGACAUGUGGAAGGGAGGAUAUUAAGAAAUGGCCAGUUUCUAAGGCGGUGGAAGAUUUUCUCAGGAAGUGUGAGGUGCAUGAGGAUGAAACACUGACACAGUUUUGCCAUGACCACAGUCAGCUGUGCUGCUCUGCAUGUGUUGGAACAAUUCACAGCCAGUGCAGUAAAGUGACCCAGAUUUCGGAGCUGACCAACUCGCAGCCCACUGGCCUGGAGGGGAUGUCAGUGGAGCUGGAAACUGUCCUGGGGGAAAUUAAAACCCUGCAGAUCAGUCAGAAGGCCAGCAUUCAGUCAUUGCAGAAAACAUACAAGGAACAUAGUGCAGUUAUGAUAGAGCAAAUGCGUGGCAAUUUAAAUACUUAUAUAGAUGAAUGUGAUAAUAGUUCUGUGGGUACAUCAGGCGGAAAUGAGCAAUAUUUAAAAGAAGAGAUGUGUAGGAGUGUUCUCUCUAUCGUGAAUGAAUUUGAUAAUAUUACUGCGAAGGAACUUAACGAGAUGAAAGAUGAAGUUAUAAGCAUUAAAGGGUCAGUUACAAGUUCUAUUCAUAAAUGCACCACUCUUCACAAUGACUUGUCACAAUUCCAUGAACUUGUUCAGAAAAUUGGAGAUAAUAAGGAGCUCUGUCUUAUAGCCAGCAUAAAAUGUAAGCAUAUAAUACAGCAGGCAUUGACUCUGCUAGGAAAGUCAGGCAAGGCGUUUAACGUCCAGCGGAAGUCUGUGCACAAUGUGAGAAUACCAAGUGAUUCAUAUGAAUGUAGUAUUGCAGGCAUAUGUGUUCUGACUGAUGGGCAGGUGCUGGUCGCAGACUCGAAGAAUAAGAGGAUCAAGCUGCUGAACCAGCAGUACCAGGUGGUGAAUCACUGGGAUGUGACUGCUGGGCCAUGGGACAUAUGUUUGAUCACACCCAGUGAGGUUGCAGUGGCUGUGAAUGACCAUGAUAGCAGGAUACAUGAGGUCCAGUUUAUCACUGUCAACCAGGGAAAGCUUGUCUCUGGCAGGAAGUUUCAGUUACAACAUAAAUGUAGAGAUCAUCUGCUUUGA
Dreissena polymorpha is the source of this 1491-nucleotide messenger RNA. RefSeq lists its product as uncharacterized. Bases 448 to 1491 code for a protein of 347 amino acids. Gene Ontology annotation, molecular function: protein binding. The transcript has 3 exons. NCBI's taxonomy places the organism in Eukaryota, Metazoa, Mollusca, Bivalvia, Myida, Dreissenidae. The record is from RefSeq and is a predicted model, not a curated record.